Molecule: messenger RNA, 1686 nt
Organism: Stylonychia lemnae
Lineage: Eukaryota; Ciliophora; Spirotrichea; Sporadotrichida; Oxytrichidae
Source: the annotation of a GenBank genome assembly
AUGUAAAGAAAAGUAACUUAAGUAGCCCCAACUAGGCAAGUCUAGAUUGUUUAAUAACCUACUGAGUCACCUGAGGGCGCCACUCUGAAAGAUUUAUGCGAAAAAUCAGAUAGAUGUUUGAACGAAAAAUGCAAAAAGUACCAUGCGAUUUGGGCUUCUAGUUCUUGUAUACAAUUUUUGCUGAAUAAAUGCAAAAAAUGCUAAAUUACACAUCGUGAAUGGGAAGAUCUAAUGGAUAUUGCUUCUGAUCCAAACACACAAUAUGAUAAAUUCUCUAUGAAACCAUUUUAAUCGAGCAAAAAGCCUGCUCCUGCGAAACAAAAUUCACAAAUUGAAUAAUAAGUCAUGGGCAAAGUAACCAAUAAUGGCAACUAAAAUAAAAGUAAUCAAUAGCCUAUAAGCUAGGUCUAGCUUUAUCCCGAAGAUAUCAAGCACUUAGAUUAAUUAGAAAGCAUAUUAGCGUAAAAUAAAUAUGUUAGUGGUGAAUAAUUAAGCGAGAAAGAUGAAUUAGAAUACCUCUAAAUUGAAGAUAAAUUCAAGCAGGUCUAAAAUAAGGCAGAAAAAUAUAGUAGAAUAGCUAAAUGGAUUGAGGAAAUCAAAGAUCUAAUGACUAUUUAAGAUGUUUAAUGUUCUCAUUGCAGAAAAUAGUUCUAAUUAACAAUGAUAAGAGUAAUGAUUUAGUCAAGCAAGCAAGAAUAUUCAUCUAUCUUUUCCUGCAAGAAUUGCUAAAAGAAAGUAGACGAUAUCUUGGACAUUGAUAAACUAUUAGCAACCUAAGAUUUCAUUGCAAGUCCUAAUUUCACAAAUAAGGAAUUAAAAGUCUAUUAAGAUACAUAGAAGUUGGAAACUUUUAUCCAUGAAAACGGACUUUAAAAUCUAAAAAAAUAUCUAAUCAAAAUGAAGAAUCUUACUUCGCCAGUAGAUGCAAUCUGCUAGAUUUCCGGUACUAAAUUCAAACUAUUAAAACAUGAAAAUCUUGAAUAUGGAUUAAAAGAGGAGACAAAUAUAUGCAUAAACUGCUAUAAUUCACAUAUAGAUAGAUUAUUUCAGCAUAGUAAAAGACUAGGGUAAAAUUGGCAGAAGUAAGGAAUAUCAGACGAGCAAAUAUUUAGAGAGUCAGGCACAUUUUUUGCUUUGAAGGAAUACGAGAAGAAUUUAGAGCUGACAAAUCUUGAUAAUUUAAAGCAAUGGUUUGAAUAUAUGAAGGUGAAUGCUGAGCCUUCCUUAGUCAUUUGCAAUGGGUGCUCAAAUGAGAUCAAGAAUAGUGUAAGAUCUAUAUUUAGAUAGAAUGAUAGCAAAUACUAUGCAUGCUCAGGAAAUUGUAAAGCAAAGAUAGCUAAGUAGCAUACUAAUAACAAGAAGAAAUAAAAAAUGAGAAGCAAGUUCGAUGUCAUCAGAAGCUAGACUGAGAGUAGUCUAAUUGAUAAUCUUGAUGAUGAAGAAGAUAAUUAUGAGGAAUAAGUUAAAGAAUUUAUUGCCAAAAACCCUACAUUUGUAUCUUAUAGGAGAUCAAUCUUGAGUCUUUUGUAAAAAGGGUUUUAAGAUAUUGAGAUUAUUGCCAAAGUUUUGAAGGCUAAUGGAAAUGACUUGUACGAGGCAAUCGAGCAAUACGAGAAUGGCAUAGCUUUUGAUUACAUGAAAUUAAGAUACAGAGAGAGAAUUUAAGAUUACCAAACCAAAGCCUGA